CCAUUUACUGAUAUCUAACCUUAAUUUUAAAAUUAAUACAACCAAUUUAAUUUGUGGACACUUUGCAUAGUAACCAGACGCUUUUCACUGUAUUAUUUUUUAGAAAAAAUGCCGUCAAAUGCAAAAGUUUUCAUCAAGUAUGGGCCGUAUGAGGCUGCUGGUGUUGUUGACUACAGAGACUCCAGACUUAGAGGAUUGCAAGCCAUUCUUACCAAAAAUGGCCAUUCUGUAAAGCUAGUUAAAAUUGAAGAUCCAAACACAGUUGAAUUGUCAGUGAAUGGAGAAACAGUUUUUACCUGUGAUAUAAAGGAUUUAGACUAUGGUUCAGAUGGUGAAUUGGACCCACUGUGUAUCAAGGCAAAGGAUGCAGUAAAAAAGGCCUAUUGAGUGCAGUUGUGUACUUGAUUGACAUGAUUUUUUGUAAUGUUGUUUAUGUAUUUUUCAUUGAAUAUUGUUAUAGUAUUUAUAUAUUCUAUAUUUUGAUCAUUUAAAAUCACUUUUUUAUUUAUACUAUGUUAAAAUUGUACGUUUACCUUAAGAAAAUAUGAAUGACUAA
Molecule: messenger RNA, 556 nt
Organism: Dreissena polymorpha
Lineage: Eukaryota; Metazoa; Mollusca; Bivalvia; Myida; Dreissenidae
Product: UPF0728 protein-like
Exons: 4
Coding region: 109-387 (92 amino acids)
Source: RefSeq, a predicted model, not a curated record